AUGCUUGACGAUGAGGAUCAAAAGUCCAUACCGCCAAGGACUUGGCCAAAAACAGAAGAUUAUGAACGAGACCUUGGCGCAAGGGGAAAGCAUAUUCUGACAGGCGGAGGAAGUCGUCGGCAAGGACUCAAUCGGUGGUACGACUCCACUAUUCAGCUAAUUGUCGGAAGCAGCGGUACGAAUGGUUUGUGCAUAGAGCAUUCGCCGACGGAAGGAAUUGUUAUCGUCAAUAUGGCAGAAAGUGCACUUCGAUAUGAACGAGAAAAUAGGGAACGAACAUUGAUAUAUACAGCAGAAAGAGAAAUUUCCGCGAAACCGCUUACUUGGCAUGUGGACAAAGCUGCCCUGGAACUGCUAGAAAUGCAGAAGACAACACUGGAUGAGUAUGUUUCAAAUAAAGAUCUUUUACUAAGAAAGAAGCGCACGACAGAUUUACUGAUGCUAGACUGA
Molecule: messenger RNA, 450 nt
Organism: Cylicostephanus goldi
Lineage: Eukaryota; Metazoa; Nematoda; Chromadorea; Rhabditida; Strongylidae
Source: the annotation of a GenBank genome assembly